This is a messenger RNA of Vombatus ursinus (common wombat), 6378 nucleotides long. Its product is annotated as protein SPT2 homolog. Gene Ontology annotation, cellular component: nucleolus. Gene Ontology annotation, molecular function: DNA binding; histone binding. Gene Ontology annotation, biological process: regulation of DNA-templated transcription; nucleosome assembly. The coding region runs from base 959 to 3115 and encodes 718 amino acids. The record is from RefSeq and is a predicted model, not a curated record. Lineage: Eukaryota; Metazoa; Chordata; Mammalia; Diprotodontia; Vombatidae. The transcript has 6 exons.
CUUAAGUUUAGGGAUUUUCGAUGUACCAAAAUCCAGUAUUUAUUAAAGGCUUUUCUCCCUGACAACUUGGGGCCACUUCUCGAACUCCCCCUCUCACUCCUCACCCCCUCAUCAAUUCACCAACCACUCCCGCACUGCCCACCACGACUUUUUAAAGCCGCUUUCGAGGCUUGGCCUUACUUGACAGCCUCAGCUCAUUCUGAACUUCAGCUGGAAACCUAGGAGGGGCCUGGAACUCAGGUGCGCCUACCUUCGGGCACCAAGGAAGGAAGGGGCACUGGGGACAGUUCACGCGAGUUUAAGACAGCGCACGAACGCAAACGUGAAGCCGGCAAGGCUCUCGGAGGAGUGAAGCCGGUAGGCGCGCGCAACCAGCGUCAUCUAAGUCAGCUCGUCGAGACAUAGUUCAGUUCCUCUCGCGAGGAGGGACCCGACUGCAGCCGAUUCGGAUCGCGGCCCCAGCAAGACCACCGCCGGAGUCCACGAUUCGGCCGGACCGAACAGCGAAGCUCAAGCCAGCACAGCCGUGGAUAUCUCCUCCAACUUCCGCAGACCAGUGCGCCUGUGCCCCAGUCUCCUCACUCACCACCCCCUGAACCGCAGCCGUAGCGCUUCAUUGGUCUACGAAAGGCUUGAUCCCGCCCCUCCAGGUGGUCGCUAAAGGCCGAAAGUCACCUGACCUUCUUCAACGUGUAUCCGGCGCAGAGUGCGGAAGCUCUCCCGAGUGACGCACGAAACGGGGUGACGCAACCGAAAUAUUAUAGGUUGCCCCGGAACGGGGGAGGGCAGAGUGCGGGCUGAGGAGGGGUCUUCCAAAUUUGGAAAGCGCCGGAAGUAGACGUGGGGUGGAGGGCGCGGGUUGGGGAGCUCAGGGGGCAGCUGUAGCCGCCCGGGCGCCCGGCUGCGCCCGCGAGCCUCCGUGUUGCCCUGGCCCGGCCCGUCCACAAGGCUUGGCACCAUGGAUUUCCGGGACAUCCUGAUGGUGGCGUCGGAGCAGCAGGGACUCAACAUCAUCCCGAAAAGAUACAGUUUGGCAGUAGGUCCUCCUAAAAGAGAUCCCAAAGUCAAGGGUGUGCAGUCAGCAGCAGUGCAAGCUUUCCUCAAGCGGAAGGAAGAGGAGCUGAGGAAAAAAGCCUUAGAGGAAAAGAGGAAAAAGGAGGAGCUGGUGAAAAAGCGCAUUGAGCUAAAACAUGACAAAAAAGCAAGAGCCAUGGCAAAGCGGACAAAGGACAACUUCUACGGUUAUGAUGGGAUUCCUCUUGAAGAGAAGUCGAGGAGGAAGCAGGCAGUCGAGGGACCUGCAGUCCAGGGAGCAGCAGACCAAGAAUUUUUGAAUGAGGAAGAAGCAGAAUCUUUGGAAUAUUGUCAGACAGAGUCAGAGCACGAUGAGUCAGAAGAGUAUGAGGAGCAGGAACCCCCUCUGAAGGCUGUAACCAGACCAAAGGCCCCCCUCAAAAGUGCCCCUCCACCUAUGAACUUCACAGACUUACUCAGGCUGGCUGAGAAAAAGCAGCACGAACCUGUGGAGAUUAAGGUAGUAAAGAAAAUAGAGGAACGGCCCAGGACUGCAGAAGAACUGAGGGAAAAAGAAUUCUUAGAGCGAAAACACAAAAACAUAGAUAGAGGAAAAGAGAAAAAGAUACUUGAAAGAGAGAAAAGGCUAGCUCCUCCAACUAUAUCUAAAAAGGUUCCUUCCUCCAAAGAGAGUGUUAGCGCAAGACACAAAGGUCCCGGGGACAAACAUUCCUCUUCCAGGGGGAGCCACCUUCCCCAAAUAGGUGCUGAGAAAAAAUCUAGACCUUUUGCAGCCGGUGAGAAACCUAUGAGACUGCCAUCCAACAAGUCCCAGCCAGGAGAGAGGACCAAAGCAGGGUCUGGAGACGGCUUCCAGCACUCACCAAGUGAAAGCCACAACCUCUUGCUUAAUGGGGCAGAGAAGUCCCGACCCAGCUCUCAUUCUAUGGGCACAGGGAUCUCAAAAACUGUGGUUCGUGGGACUCAAAAAUCCAAUGAGUACAGGCCUCCCAAAUCCCCUUCUUCCCAUCCUAGUCAUUCCAAGUCUGGGGCUAUCUCUACUCCACAUGACAAGACAAGAAAUUCAGGUGCCAAGCAGCCAGGAAACAGUUCUGGCUCAACCUCAGGGCGGCCGGGCAUAGGGACUUCUCGGCCAAUCUUAAGCCCAAGCCCUAAGAGGCACGGUGGCAGCUCCAGCUCAGGAACUGAACAGCAAACCAAUGGAUCCAAACGCUUGAUCAGUGGUUCAGGCCCCACUGGGCGACCUGUGAGUGGCUCAAGUGGCCGUGGGCAUUCUACAGGCAGUUUAGGAAGCUCUGGCCGGUUAGCCAGUAGUACAGGCUCUACAGGGCGGAUAGUGACCCAACCCGGGCGACCUGUCAGUGGCUCAAGUGGCCCUGGGCGACCUAGCUCAGGUGGUCCUGGACGACCCGUGAGCGCCUCGGGGGGCCCUGGGCGACCCCUGAGCGGCGCGGGGGGCCCUGGGCGACCCCUGAGCGGCGCGGGGGGCCCUGGGAGACCCCUGAGCGGCGCGGGGGGCCCUGGGAGACCCCUGAGCGGCGCGGGGGGCCCUGGGAGAACCGUGAGCGGCGGGGGUGGCCCUGGGCAGACAGUCAGCGGCUCAGGCCCCCCUGUGAAGCCCAGGUGCACGGUUGUUUCAGAAACUAUUUCUUCCAAAAAUAUCAUCAGCCGGCCUAGCAAUGGGAUGAUGAAUGGGAUGAGGUCCCCUCCACCUGGCUACAGACCUGCAGUAUACCCACAAGGUACUCAGAGAUCCCCGUUUCCCCCUAUGGCCCGGAAACGGUAUCCUGAGGAAGAUGAGGAAGAGGAGUAUGACUCAGAAAUGGAGGACUUCAUUGAUGAUGAAGGAGAGCCUCAAGAGGAAAUAUCAAAACAUAUUCGAGAAAUCUUUGGCUAUGACCGUAAUAAAUACAAAGAUGAGAGCGAUUAUGCGUUACGUUAUAUGGAAAGCAGUUGGAGAGAACAACAGAAAGAAGAAGCCAAGAGCUUGAGACUUGGUAUGCAAGAAGACCUCGAAGAAAUGAGACGAGAAGAGGAGGAACUCAAGCGCCGGAAAGCCAAGAAAAUGAAACUGCGUUAGUUGCAGGUUUUUACCAUUGGGAGAAAACAUUUUAUCAAGAACUCUCUACAGACUGGAAAAAAAAAAACCCUUUUUCCCUUUGGUUUUAAUUUGGGGACUAGAGAAGGUGAUAUGUAAAGGAAGCACUGGAAAACAAGGCUGUGGUUUGAACAGAAAGUAUUUAUUUUUAAUACUUGCCAGGGUUAAAUCUGUAAUGCAGAUAAAAUGUAAUAUUCAUUUGAAUGUUUAUAUGAAAUGAGCUGUUCAAAGAUGCCAGCAAUGAUACUGAUGAGCUAUGCACACUGAUGUGGGAGUCCACUCACCAGUUGUUAGCUAGUCACCUGUUAUUUAUUUGACAAGUGAGGAUUAUUGUUCUGUUUUCAUAGUUAUUGCCCAGAUACAUGGGUAGGACAUCCCUGAACCAAUAAGAUCAUGUCAUAGGCUUCUCUUAAGAAUAGUAACCUGUAAUGUCAGUCUUUUCCAUAAAUGUUGCCAGCAAUAAAGGAAUCUGCCCUGGCCUAUGUAUUUGAGAGUCCUGGGGUCUUAAAAUGAUAAUUUGACAGUAUAGAAUAGGGUUCAUAAUUUCAGAAUGGCUGCUAUUCCUAUGAAUUUGAAAUAAAAACGUAAUGAAUUAUCUUGGAUUCCACAUUAUCCAAGGAUUAGAUGCUGAGCAUUUUCAAUCACAAAUGUAUAUGUUAUAUUGUAGUUACAUAAGCUAUGCCUCUUGAUAUAAGAAUAUUCUUUACCCAGUUUUCUUUACAGUUUUCUUAUGAUUACCCUGGUUCUAAGCCAAGGAAAAGUAGAAAAGGUCACUGUGUAGACUGAUUUUAUUUUUAAAAAUCCACUUUUAUAUUGAAGAAAGAGUAUUCCUAAAUAAAGGAGUUCCUUUAUUCUAACAUUAGAUUUGGGAGCAUUAUAUCUAAAAUAGAAGCUAAAUAUGGCUUGGUUUCCCCCUCAGCGUUCCUCCAAGGUGCACUUUUAGUGCCUCUCAGUAUUAAAAAUUUGCAUUAAAUAACUUAGUACCAAUCAUUUAAACAAAAUGUAAGUUUUUAUAUCGAAAACAUCACCUCUUUUGCUGGCGUUGCACCUUUAUUUCAAGCUAUGCACUGUGAAGAAAGCCCACAAAGUCUGUCCCCGGCAUUGCUUUCUUACUAAGCUGAGGGGUGAUUUCAGUCAUUUUUGUCCAUCCCACCCUCCCAUCCCUCAGUCCAUAUGUUAUGUGCUUUGAGCCACCUUUUCAUGUAUUUCCAGCAAGAAGACUUAGCUUCCAGAGAAUGACUUAAGUCUCAAGAAAUCAUCAGGAGAAUUAAACCAUGAAAUAACAUUAUAGAGGGAAAAGCCUGGACCUUAACCUGUUAACUGGAAAUGGUAGAACAUUGGUGGCACAUCUACUGGUAGAACACAUUCUCCAUUGGUCUGUCUUGUCUUUAGGGGGCUGGGGUGGAGGAGUCCUAGAAGGAUUCUUAAUUAUCAUUAUCUUCAUUUCUUUGAACAGAACUUUGUGUCCAUCCUUUGGUUCCCCAUACUUUCCUUUUAGUCUUCCCACUAAGCAAAGAGAAUAAAGAACCUGUGUGGGUUUCUCUCCUAUCCAAUAUAUAGAUUGUGGUCAUAUCACGUAAUGGGGCCAGAUGAUUCUGUUUACAAAUUAGUUUGCUCAAGGCAAGUUCCUUCUGAACUAUGAAUAAAUUGAUAUUCAUUCUGCUGUGGUGAAGUCAUAAAGUCCAGCACCAAUGCCUGAGCUGCAUAAUUAAAAGUUUAAAACUUUGAAAGAUCAUAUCUCAUUUAGACCUGGUGACAACUAUGCAUUUUCGUUGUCACUAGAAAAACAUUCAUCUGUCCAUUUAGAGCAUUUGUGAGACACUGAUGACCUAAAAUCCUGGUGGCUCCUUUUCCUCUCUCUUCCAUGCAGUAGCCACAAAGAAGACCAGUGCACCUGGUCCGGAAGACAUCAGAGCUUUUUCCUGUUCCCCUACCGCUUCUGUGCUGCUUUUUUCCUCUUAUACAGUAGAUUAUUGUUUAUUUUCCAUGUAGACUUGUAAAAUAUUGAGGCUCUGGAAUAGUAUACUACUAAUACUUUGUGACUUAGUUGACAAAUUGUUAGUGGCUUUUCAUUUUGUUUUAGAUUAUGAACUUUUAGUGGUUUUGUGCAGUUAUUACAUAUAAUAGAAGCCUGUCAUGUAGGCUCUUGGAUUUGGUUGAUUGCAUCAAGUUACUAUUCUUCCUUGUACCUGGGAACGCACAUAGCUCUCAUUGUAACAUGGUCAGCUUGUGAGGCAGAUUUCAGUCUUGCCCCUCUCAACACCAGCAUUACAAUAGGGUGCUUCAGCUACUAACUCAUGUAGUUCGAGGAGGCCUUGCGGUUUGAACAUUCAUCUGGACUUUGUUUCUAAAUCCUGUCUGCUACUCACCAGAAAAUUCAUUUUAAGUCAGUCUGCCAAACUUUGCAAAAAACUCAUGUACCUUGAAAAGCUAAGAAACCAGAAUAGGCUGUUAUUCAUAAAGGAUCAUGCAUCAAGUGUUUAAUUUUAAUGUAUAUUCUACUUUUUUUUUAUUUGGGGAUAUUUUUAUUCAAUAUUUGAAAAUGUGCCUUUUUAUUAGGUAAGGUUAAUUUGUGAAUGUAGUAAGUACUAAAACCAUAAUGGGUGCAGCAUUUCUGAAAUUAAUGUGAAAGUAGUUUUCAUAAAACCCCAGUGUGGCUUUGAUUGCACAAUUACUACUGUCUAUGCUGUUGCUAAGUCAAAGUAAGGGCACUUUCUAUUUAAAGCUUCUUCCCGAAAUUGUCUUUGUCUUUGUAUACUGUAAAUGUAAUGUAAUGUCUGCUUGGAGGCCAGGGUACUGCAUAUCACAGGCAGCCUUAGAUAAAGAAGACUGUAUGCUGUGAAGAAGUGGGAGUUAGAGUAUCUCAGAUUAACUGUCUAUGAGAAGCUGUUAAUUUUUUAUGUAAAUCUGAAGAUUUUCUCUGAGAAAUUAUUUUUAUUGUUUUGCAUUUUGUAAUUUAAAAGUGGCUGCAGAACAUUUCUGAAGUAUAGUAGGAGACCAAAACACACUUGGAGAGAGAAUAAAUAUAUGAAGAGAGACUGGUUGUUUUAUUAUCGAUGUUUGAAUGUAUAAGACUAACAUUUGGUGAGUGGACGUGAUGCAAUAUGUUUGUAUAAUUGAGGGUAGCCCUAGAUUUUCCUUGAGGUUAUUGUUCAGAAUCAUUGUGUCUUGAACACAAUGUGACAAAUCAGGUGUAAAAAAAAAAAAAAAGAAAAACCCUUUUACAUAGCUGUCUUUCUGGUGCC